AUGACUCUUCCUCCCGGAUUUGACAGCAAGGGUGCUACCAAAGUGUGUAAGUUGCAGAAAUCUUUGUAUGGGCUUAAGCAAGCAUCUAGGAAAUGGUUUGCCAAGUUUUCUUCUACUUUGAUUUCUCAUGGAUUUAUUCAAUCCAAGGCUGAUUACUCUUUAUUUACUAGAUCACAGGGUUCUUCUUUCAUAGCUUUGCUUGUGUAUGUUGAUGACAUUGUCAUCGCAAGCAAUGAUAUUUCUGCAGUUUCAGCUUUUACUGUGUUUCUUCAUAGUGUUUUCAGUCUUAAGGAUCUUGGUCCUCUCAAAUAUUUCCUUGGAUUGGAGGUUGCUCGCAGUGAUAAAGGUAUUGUUGUUUCACAACGCAAGUAUGCACUGGACAUCCUGGAAGAUUCUGGUGUUUUGGGUGCUAAACCAGUUCUCUUUCCCAUGGAUCCUAACAUUAAACUGUCUAGGUCUGAUGGUGAAUUAUUAUCUGAUCCUUCCAGCUAUAGACGAUUGGUUGGUCGCCUAGUUUACUUAACCAUCACUAGACCUGAUUUGUCUUUUUCUGUUCAGAUGUUGAGUCAAUUUAUGGACUCUCCCCGUAAGCCACAUAUGGACGAUGCUUCUCGGGUACUUAGAUAUUUAAAGUCUUCUCCUGGACAGGGUAUUUUCUUUCCAUCUGCUUCUGAUCUCAAGCUGAAAGCUUUUUGUGAUUCGGACUGGGCGGGUUGUCCUGACACUCGUCGUUCGGUUACUGGAUUUUGUGUGUUUCUUGGAGACUCUUUGGUGUCAUGGAAGUCUAAGAAGCAGCACACCGUUUCACCUGCUGAAGCUGAGUAUAGGUCAAUGGCUGCUGUCACAUGUGAGAUCACUUGGCUUCUUGCUCUUCUUCGGGAUUUACAGCUUCCUCAUCCUGAUGCAGCUUUAGUUUUCUGUGAUAGUCAGGUUGCUAUACACAUUGCAGCCAACCCCGUCUAUCACGAGUGUACGAAACACAUUGAAUUAGACUGUCAUAUUGUUCGGGAAAAGAUUGACCAAGGCAUCAUUCGGACCCUUCAUGUGAAAUCUGCUCAUCAACUUGCAGACCUCAUGACAAAAGCUCUUCACCGACCAGUUUUUCAAGGGCUGCUUUCCAAGAUGAAUGUUCUUGAUUUAUUCCAUUCAUCUUGA
Alnus glutinosa is the source of this 1155-nucleotide messenger RNA. RefSeq lists its product as uncharacterized. The transcript has a single exon. The coding region runs from base 1 to 1155 and encodes 384 amino acids. The record is from RefSeq and is a predicted model, not a curated record. Lineage: Eukaryota; Viridiplantae; Streptophyta; Magnoliopsida; Fagales; Betulaceae.